Oenanthe melanoleuca is the source of this 7241-nucleotide messenger RNA. It is a transcript of the gene TTYH3, whose product is annotated as tweety family member 3. The transcript is spliced from 14 exons. Gene Ontology annotation, cellular component: plasma membrane. Lineage: Eukaryota; Metazoa; Chordata; Aves; Passeriformes; Muscicapidae. The record is from RefSeq and is a predicted model, not a curated record. Gene Ontology annotation, molecular function: volume-sensitive chloride channel activity; intracellularly calcium-gated chloride channel activity. Bases 101 to 1675 code for a protein of 524 amino acids.
GCGGCGAGCGGCGGGGGGACACCCGGCCAUGCGGGGCCGGCGGCCGCGGCGCGGGUGAGGCGCUCCAUGGCCGGCGGCUCGGGGUGAGGCAGGCGCGGGCAUGGCGGGCGUGAGCUACUCGCCGCCCUGGUGGGUGAGCCUGCUGCACCGCCUGCCGCACCUCAGCCUGCGCUGGGAGCUCACCGCCGCCGACUUCCGACCGCACGACGCCGAGUACCAGCAGGCCCUGCUGCUGCUGGGUGGCAUCGCUCUCUCCUGCCUGGCUCUGGACCUGCUCUUCCUCCUGUUCUACUCGUUCUGGCUGUGCUGCCGCCACCGCAAGAGCGAGGAGCACCUCAAUGCUGACUGCUGCUGCACAGCCUGGUGUGUCAUCAUCGCCACCCUCGUCUGCAGUGCUGGAAUUGCUGUGGGUUUCUACGGGAAUGGGGAGACCAGUGACGGCAUCCACCGGCUGACGUACUCACUGCGCCACGCCAACCGCACCGUGGCCGGCGUCCAGGAUCGGGUACUGGACACUGCAGUGGCCCUGAACCAAACAGUGGAACCAAAUUUGCUCGUCCUGGAGGAGAUGUUCAAGAAGCAGACAGACUACCUGCACAUUGUCCAGAAACUGCAAAGUCUCUUGGAUGAUCUGGUCAGGCAAACAACUGAGAUCCCCUUUUGGAAGAAUGACGAGCUGUCUCUGGAGGAGCUGGCAAUUCAGAUUGACCUCUAUGACUGGUACAGGUGGCUGGGAUACCUGGGCCUGCUCCUGUUUAAUGUCCUGAUAUGUUUGCUGGUGCUGUUUGGGCUCAUUAGAAACUCCAGGGGCAUUCUUAUUGGGGUGUGCUUGCUUGGGGUGUUUGCCCUGAUUGUCAGCUGGGGAUCCCUGGGCCUGGAGCUGGCUGUCGCUGUGGGCUCCAGUGACUUCUGUAUCAACCCUGAUGCUUAUGUCUCCAAAGUGGUCGAAGAGAAUGCAGUGCUCAGUGCUGAGACUCUCCGCUAUUACAUGACCUGUAGUGCUGGCUACCCCAACCCUUUCCAGCAGAAGCUGUCAGGAAGUCACAAGGCUUUGGUAGAAAUGCAGGAUGAUGUGUCGGAGCUCAUGAGGUCAGCAAGCAAAGAGCACCCCACCUCCAAGGAGUAUCUUACUCGGAUCCAGGAGGUUUUGAAUUCGACAGAGAUCAACUUGCAGCAGCUGACAGCUCUAGUAGACUGUCGGAGUCUGCACUUGGAUUACAUCCAGGCUCUGACAGGCUUCUGCUAUGAUGGAGUGGAAGGCCUCAUCUACCUGGUUCUCUUCUCCUUUGUCACAGCCCUCAUGUUCAGUUCCAUUGUCUGCAGUGUCCCACACACUUGGCAGCAAAAGAGAGGCUCAGAUGAUGAUGGGGAAGAAGAAUCAGCUGCUCAAGGGAGCAGACAGACACACGAUAAUCUGUACAGAGUGCACAUGCCCAGUCUCUAUAGCUGUGGCAGUAGUUAUGGCAGUGAGACCAGCAUCCCAGCAGCUGCACACACAGUCAGCAAUGCUCCUGUCACAGAGUACAUGAGCCAGAAUGCAAAUUUCCAGAACCCCCGUUGCGAGAAUACCCCGCUCAUUGGCCGGGAGUCCCCACCUCCCUCAUACACCUCCAGCAUGAGAGCCAAAUACCUCGCCACCAACCAACCUCGUCCAGAUGCUGGCAGUGUGCAUUAAAAUGAAAAAGCAAAAGCAAAAAAAGAAAAACAAAAAAAACAAAACCCACACGUGCAGUCAGACAAAACAAUGUGCCAACUGCUGUGCCCCUGUGCUGUCCUUGUAGAACAAUCCUGCUCUUCUGCCCAAAAUCUAGUGCAGCUCCUUCUGUUUCUCCAGUCCAGACCACCCUUCCAACCUGGUACCUGCCCACUGAGUGGAAGCUCCUUUUGAAUUUAAGCCUUCACCUUGUAGUUCCUGAUGUGCAAGAGAACAAACGUGUGCAGGCCAGCAGCUGACAGCACCUGGGCAGGAACCUGAGCCCCCCAGCCCAUGGGCCAGCUUACCAGAGCAACCUGUCCUAAACAGGGGGUGAAUAUCUUCUGCCCCCUUCUUCCCCCGUUCUGUUCCAAGAGGGACUUGGUGAAAGAUGCUGGUAGAUCUUCUUCACUUCUGCAGUGGGACCAGCAGCCUGUCAGACACUGAAGAAGCAGGACUGGGUGCCUGUGGCUGUGUGCAGCAAGGGAAUGCACAGCUGAGCCUCUCCUGGGAAUCCUCUGGUGCACUGGCCUGGGUGAGGGAGGAGGGAGCUCCUGCCUCUUGGUGUCCCUGCAUAUCCACUGGAAUUUGCUCUAGAAGAGCAAACUUUCACUACCCUGGUUAACUUUUUUUUUUUUUUUUUUUUUUUUUUAACCAUUAAGAAAAUGCCUUUUUCUUUCCCUCUAUAUCUAUCAUGUGAAUUCUUGAGGAGGAGCAGGGGGGCCCAGCACCAGUCAGUUACCUUGUCCACUGCUCUGGAGCUGACCUCUCUGCUCCAUCAGGGAAGGCCAGGUAUUUGCAGAUGGCAUUCUGGGUGCUGUCUUUCCUAGGCUGACACAGAUCAAACAGGAGCCAGCCACUCACUUGGUGCCAAAUUUUUCUGGGGAAAGACUUACAAGACUUUAUGGGGAGGUAUUUUUGCACUGAAGAGUUUUGGCUCUCUGAUGCUAGAUCUUAUGGGACAGUCAGCUUGCAAAAGCAAAAAAAAACUGGAAGCGUCGAUGGAUUUAUAGCAAAUGCAAGCUCUCCCUGCAGGAAUUACCUGUGAACUCUGCUGGACUUUCUUUUUUUCCUUUUUUAUAAAUCAUAAUCUACAGCACAGGGUUGCUGAAAUGGCAUUGAAGGAGGUUUUUGGAGCCUCAGUCCUAACAAACUCACAAGAUUGUCAGUCUAUCUUCUGUGUUCUAGAGAUCCAAAACCUUUGACAACAUUGUGUCAGAACAGAUUUGUAUUUUAUUCUAUUUUGUUUAGGUUCUGAAGGCACAUUGCUAACCACUAUCUGACCAUACUAAUGCAUAUGUAAGGCAUUUUCUAGAUGUGAGGCAGAAUAAGGCUUGCAAAGGGGCAGCUGGGUGCCUGCAGAGGGCAACAUCCUUCACUGGUGCUGUACUUCCCACUGAAGAGCAGUGCUCCAAAGGGCACUGACAGCUUCCUGCUGGAAGAGGAGACUGCCUCUUGGGAGGUACUGUCAACUACUGCCCUUUCACUAGGGUAACUAUGAUGUUCCUUUUUGUCUUUUUACCUCUUAGUAGGGGCAUCUUAGCAGAGCUGCUGAGCAUUAUAUUAAAUAAGUGGCAGAGGAAAUUGAGUGGGAAACAUCUCAAACUGGAGUGGAGCCGUUGGCAGAGGCAGUUCAUCAUCACCUCAGCGAUGUUCAGACUCGGUGUCUGCUUACCCCACAUUUGCUGUUUGGGGCACAGAAUUACCAACCUGCCUUUACUCAAGUCAGUUGCCUUCUUGCAGUGAGGUUGGAACUGCUCCUGGCAGGCAGCUAAACAGGCUCAAGGGAUCUGCUGGGAAAUGGUACCAGCUCUGUGGCAGAGCAAGCUUUGAGACUCCUCUUAAGAUAGAAACCACUACUAAACUGCAAGGCCAGCUGUUACCAUUCAAAGGAGUGAGAGACAGGGAGGAGGCAUCACCACACAGACAGGAAGAGAAGGGUUUGGAAUAAACUUCACACUUCACCAUAAAUCUCUGGAAGCAGGAUGUUCUUGCUCAGGACUGAGUAUGCCCUUUCAGACACAUUGGAUGGGCUUCACACUGAAACAUACCUCUGUUUUAUCAAAUAACAAAGGCAGGGAAAUGUGGUCACAGGUGGUAGGGAGAGACGCUGUGGCUCACGAGCCCCAGGGUUUCCAUCCUAGAGCCUACCAGGAGCUGUGGGUGUGCAGGGUGUGGUGAUCUUGCAGGGACCCAAGCACCCAACUGCUCUCUGUGGGGAGCCCCAACCUUUCCCUCACUUAGAAGAAAGAAUCAAGAGCCAUAUAAUCCUUAUCAAGACUGAGUUGUUCUACCAUCAUCCCUCCCUGCAAGGAUGUGCUCCGAUUGCUACUCACAUUAUCAAUUUUAGGGGAGCUGCCCUGAAAUCUGUGGCCCAGUCCUGGUGGAAGGCAAGUGUUUUGGAGGGUGUGGGGAACCCUGUGAAGACAAGUGCUUCUGUGUACCAACUUUGUGCACAGAAUGCAUCCUGAACCUGCGUGUGACUGCACUGUGGGCUGGGUCUGAAUUGUCACCAUGGCAUUGUCUGUGCCACGCAGUGACAGGAGUGAGCCAAUGCCUUUGCUUGCAUCAUCUAAUGGAGCAGCCACCUUGACCUGCUUCCUUCCAAGGUCUGGCAUAGCCACUUCCAACACCCAGAACAACUUCUGACAGUGUUUGGGGCUCACAGCAAGGCACAGCUGUGGAGAUACAUGUUCUGUGACUUCGACAUAUAACUGGAAAGAUUGUUAUGGAGAUAACAUUUUGCUCUCUGGGGGCCAGCACAACGUGACUGCGGUGUGAGUGGUGUACCUGUGUCCAGCCAGCACUUCCUUUACUUGACAUGGAUAUUGCACUUUUGUAAAGCAUCCUGGAACUCUGCUGCCCCGCUGCAUGCUGUGCAGAGCGCUGGAUAGGAAACACAGACAAAUGGGUUUCUUUUGGUUUAUUAUUAUUAUUAUUACUACUACUUUUUUUUUUUUUUUUUCCUUUUUUUAAUUUUACUGAAACCUUGAGCAACAGUGUGGCAUUUCUGCAGGCUGGUCUGAAUGAAUCUGCUGAAGAACAGAUGGCCUUUGCCUAUUCUUAUGGCUGCGACAUAAUCAGUCUCAUCCAUAUGGUCACAUUUUGUCUGAGGAGGGGACUUUGAAAAGCCAAGAUCUCCCAGACUCUGUGCCUCCCUCUCGGGUGAACAGCAGGUGCUAUCUGGCGAAGACUCAUCUGUUCUGGAUGGCAUUCAUGGUUGAGGGAGUCCAAACUCUUCAAGCUGCAGGAGGUAAAGCUGUAGAGACUUCUCUCUCUUCCAUCGUGUCUCUCUGUUUUUAAUGUGACAAAAUGCCAAGGCCAUAUCACUUGGUGUGUCCCAGCUGACCUUAUUGGACAUUUCUCAUGUUACUGGUUGCUAGAAAAAGGGUCCAGAAGUCAGGGGAGCUGAGAUUGGCCUCUGGACACCUUGCUGACUGCAGAGUGGACGGCAGCUUGUCCGGUUGAAGGUGACUGCAUCGAUGAAGACACUUCAUGUUACUUUUUCAGAAGCACAAAUGUGGUCAUUGGCUUGUCUGGUUGGCUUGGUUUAUUUCCACUGCAUCAUCAUGUGUGAAUGACACUUUCUUUUGGAACUGAGAACUCUUCCAAGCACACAAACAUCUCCACAAUGUGAAAUGUAAAUAGCAUGUUGGACUCUUGUGUCCAGUGUUCAAGACUGCAUUGUAAUUGUAAAGGAAAUCAAAUCAAGACUUGGCUGUGAAUUUCUUGUGCUGUCUUGGGAAUUAUAACUGUAGUGUUUGUAUCCUGUAUGUAUUAUUAAACUGAGUUCAUUUUGUGUGCUGAUAAAAGGGUUCAAGCUAAGAUUUUUAGCGUGCAUCCAUGUAUCCAAAUGUGAAGGAUGGAGUGCUCCCUUCCCCUCCUGUCCUUUUUAAGUUUUCUCCAUUUGAUAGGUGUUGAUUUUCCGUGUACAGUCAUCUCAGCCAAGAUGCAAGGGAUGUUCAUUCGAGUGCUUUGAGGGGGACACAGUGCAUGGGGUUUUAAGUGAUCCUAAGUCAGGAUUUCCAUAGCAGUUCCCUGAAACUACAUGAGAAGUUUGGCCUUUCUGAGAGUGAAACCAUUUCUCAGGGAGCUGCUCAGCCAUUGCUCACAAGAGCUUUGGGCGCUGCAGGGUGGUGGGAGACAGGAGUGGGUGGGUGCCCCCAGAGCAAGGUCCAGGUAUUUAUGGGAGCAAACCCAGGCUUCACUUCUGGUGCCCCCUUCUUUUCCUCCCAGCAGCCACUGAAAUACCAUUCUGAGCCCUUUGAAGAAGAAAGAAGUGUCUUGGCUUGUUGAUCCCUGCCACCCCCUCAUUCCAGAGGAGAUGAGGUGGGUGGGUUCCCCUUAGCACUGGAGAGAAACUGUCUUUGAAGUGUUUCCUACCUGGGGUCCAAGGAGAAGCCAGCAUAUUGUCAGUGCCACUCAGUGAACAUCUCUGGGUGGGAGGGGAAAAACCCUCCAGGGAGGUACUGAGGAGCAGAUCUCAUACCUUGAGACAGACAAGGCUUGGUCUGUACCUCCUUCCAUCACAGCCUGCUUCCCUUUUCCAGAAAUUGUGUGCAUGCUAAGGAUGGCUUCCCCAGGCAGGCCAGGAGGCCCAGCAGAAGUGUGGGAUGUUUUGGUAGCAGCUCCUAGAUGGCUGACAAGUGGUCAGUGCUUUCAGGGGGUGUGGGAUCUCUGCCAAGCCGUGAUGGUGAGUGUGCUGCCCAGCUGGGAGACAAGGGAUGGGUUACUGGUGGCCUGGGGCUCCCAGGUGCUCACCCAGCCCCUGUGGCCACAUGAACAAAGUGGAACAUAAAUUGAUGUACAACCAGAAAGUUCAAAAUGCUCCUUUCCUAAAGAGGAUAACUGUAGCAUGAAGCUCUUAGGUGCUCUGCAUAUUUGAUACCACAUUGCUCCUCACUAUGCAAUUCCCAACUCCUUCCUUCCUGUUCCUCCUCUAAUCUCACACCAAGACUUCUCCAGUGGCCUCUGCCCAGGAGGCUGCUGAAGUCCCAGAAAAGCCUCAUUUCUUCCAUUGUCCUGCACUGGGUGCAGCUGCCCAGCGUCACGUCGCGUGCCUCAGGUCCCUUGUAACGGGAGGCCCCACCAGUUUUACUCACAUCAUUCAGAGGGAAGUUUAUUUUCUUGGACACUGUGCACAGAAACCUAAUGGUGAACAUGUACCUGGCCUUUUUGUAACUUCUCUGUUUUGUUUUCUUUUUUUUUUUUUUCUUCUUAACCAUAAUGGUUGUAUAUCAUACCACUUUAUAUACAUAUAUAAUAUAUAAAUAUAUAUAAUUUUUUUUUAAACUUCGGACCUGCUAGUUUCUUUCAAGUGUUCCUGCACUUACCCAAAAUGUUUUUAAAUUGUGAGGAUUAAAGAGGAUUGAGCCCAUUUUUGUAUCUUUACUUUUAAUUCUGUAGUUCUAUUGAUUGUAACGUAGCUAUUUUUUACUGUAACUUUUUGGUUUGCAAAUACUAAACAAAAAAACCUAAAUGUAAUUUCUGUGGUUUCUAUUCAGCUUGGGUUUCAUGUUUUAAAAAUAAACGAUUUAAAACCACUGUU